Meriones unguiculatus (Mongolian gerbil) is the source of this 2828-nucleotide messenger RNA. RefSeq names its product chromosome 20 C6orf120 homolog (gene C20H6orf120). NCBI's taxonomy places the organism in Eukaryota, Metazoa, Chordata, Mammalia, Rodentia, Muridae. The record is from RefSeq and is a predicted model, not a curated record.
AUGGUUACGGGGAAGCCGACCCUUAAUGCCGCGCUUCUUUACACUCGCGAGAGCCGGGCGUUGCUUCACUUCCGGCUGUAUAGACCUGAGUCGUUUCCCGAAAGCCCUUGCUUCCGGAGUACCACACUUCCGGGCCCGGGUUCUCUUCCGCCUGCUGGGGUGAGUUCCAGGUUGAGCCCGGAUGCUGCGGGUGCUGCGUGGUCUGCGGGGCGUGGCGGUGAGUCCGGGGUCGGCGACCUAGCUGUUCUUCAGACACCUACGCCCCUAGGGGCCUGCGCUGCCGCCCGCCUCACCGCUUCUCUUUCCACCCGCCUCCUCGGUUCCUUUCCGCUGUCCUCUGCUCUUCACCCCAUCUCUCGCUCCCCUGCCCCACCGUCGGUUCCUGGGACCCAGGUGCACGCCUCUUGGCCUGCGUGGACGAGCACCUCCGGUCGAGCCUGUCACCCGUGCCUUCUCAGCACACCGACUGCAGAUGAAGGAGUACCCGAGUUGAGAGUCCCAGCGAUGGCUGCUCCCUGGAGGUGCGCCUUGUUGAUGAUCCUGGCGUCCCAGGUGGUGGCCCUGGUAAAAUGCUUGGAAGAGGACGACGUCCCGGAGGAGUGGCUCCUUCUGCACGUGGUCCAGGGCCAAAUAGGAGCCGGGAAUUACAGCUACUUGCGGUUAAACCACGAGGGCAAAAUCAUUCUCAGGAUGCAGAGCCUGAGAGGGGAUGCGGACCUGUACGUGUCCGACAGUACCCCGCACCCAAGCUUCGACGAGUACGAGCUACAGUCAGUCACUUGCGGCCAGGACGUGGUCUUUAUACCGGCGCACUUCCAGCGCCCGGUCGGGAUAGGAAUUUAUGGACACCCGUCUCACCAUGAGAGUGACUUUGAGAUGAGAGUAUAUUAUGACAGAACUGUGGAUCAGUACCCAUUUGGAGAGGCUGCCUAUGCCGCUGACCCAACAGAAGCAAGUCAGAACCAAGCUUAUGCUCCAGAGGAGACAGCCCAAGAGGAGUCAGUCCUCUGGACGAUAUUGAUUAGCAUUUUGAAAUUGGUGCUUGAAAUUCUCUUCUGAUCCUUUGAACUUGUGCUGCAGCACAAACCCUUAUCUGCACAGAGCGAUUACAGUUUGCUGUGAACCUUGCUACUUGACCUGGUGGAAUUCUGGUUACUUUUUUCUAGACUAGGAUGGAAAAAUAAAGCCAUAGUUUUGUUACCUCAGUUUACUCCCCAAGCAGGAAAAGCAGCAAGCACAGUAUUUUAGAGAUUAAAGUUCCUAUAAAAAGGGAGUCUGCUCAAGAAAGUGUUUAAAUACAUUUUUCGUUAGGUGAGCAAAAAGAUCGCAGUAACAGACUGUAUAAAACAGAUUAAACUUGAGUGCUGGUGCAGAUGAAGUUAAAAGGCUGAUGAAUAGAAUUUAUUCUAUAGACAUUCUAAAUGAAGUAUAGCACUUAGAGUUUUAAAGAGGUACUAAAGCCAGGUCAGAAAUGCAAUGACAGCUUCACUCUUCCCAGAGCCUCUGCACAGUAGGAAUAUGGUACCUGAAACCUAAGCAAGCUUUCCUGACAGGCAAGUAUUUACAAACUAUUGAUGUGCUGUUGACGAGAUCUUAGGCCAUUUGCUCUUUCCUCUGCUUGUGCUGAUUGGAGCUCUCUGGUUAUCUGGUAACUGUGGUACUACCUAAGCAGGUCAGGACAGAGUCAUAACAAAUGGUAACUAACUUUUCAGAUUCAAGAAGAAAUAUUUCAAAUUAAGUUGCUACCUCUUUCUGCUAAUCUGUGGGAAAAGGUGACACUAAGAAAUUAAAAUCUGGGGAAAUGAGCCAUUUCUCUGUGACUUUCUUUCAAGGGUGGGAGUUGGUAAUAAUGAAAUAAAUCAACUUGAAGAUGUUUAAGGUCAUAGUUAAUUUCAAAAAAGUUCUUUAUUGGCAUAAAAAGGAAAGUAUUGUAAAUAAAUUGGCACCAAAUAUCCCAAACAUGAGGGUCAAAAAACUAUUUUAUCCCUCUUUGCUGUUUUUCCCCCUUCUGCCCACUUUCCUGGGUGUUGGGGGAGCUCGCUGACAACAGUCACAAAUCCAGCGACCUAGGAGAAAAAUUGUUAGUUAAUAUGGAGUGGAAUUUUAAUUUUAUAGGAUUGAGCACAAACCAUCUAAACUCACUCCUGAGCUAUCUGUAGUGAUAACUCCUGGGGGGAUUUUUCAGUGGGGAGGGAGUACUGACUUCCUUAAGCCAAGGAAGAUAAUAUAAACAACCCUUAAUCGUGUAACCCAAUGCAGUGUGAACUAUUGCAUGGUGUAAAGAGUAAAGUGUGGACUAUUGCAUGGCCAAGAUAAGGAAAGGCACUGUAACAAUCAUUUGUACCUUUAAAAAAAUUACCAUUAUCCUUCUUAAAAUUAAAAUACCAUCAUGUUUUUAAAACCUCAACAACACAGUUCCUAAUGUAGAACUUUUUAAUGAAUCUGGCUUUUUAUGGCCUUUUUCUCCACUAUUCUAACAGCACCCUCUCUGUGGCACUUUAAAAACCUAUACCACAUACUUGAUAUGAAUUACUACAGAACCUUAAGUGCUGUAUUCAAGUUGCUUACUUUUAAAGGAUUUCCAUGAAAUGUAAGUUUUAUAGAGUACUAUACAGUGUUAACUAUGCAACUAAGUUCUUAAAAUUGCACAAUUACCUGUAUAAUGUUUUAAUAGAAUUGCUGUGAUUUACUAUUUGAUUCUGUGUCCAUUCUAAAAUUAUCUGGAAUUGUCAUGCUGCCUCACUUUAUAGAAAGAUGUCUUAGCAUAUAUAAAGACAGCAGUCACUUUGUUAAUAGAUAACCUUUAGAAAUAAAAGCAUCCAAACAGA